Molecule: messenger RNA, 2098 nt
Organism: Doryrhamphus excisus (bluestripe pipefish)
Lineage: Eukaryota; Metazoa; Chordata; Actinopteri; Syngnathiformes; Syngnathidae
Gene: ftr67
Product: finTRIM family, member 67
Molecular function (GO): zinc ion binding
Source: RefSeq, a predicted model, not a curated record
CAGUUUUUAAAAUGGAGGCGAGCAAUCAGGACUGGACUGCUGUGGAAAGUUUGUUUUUGAUCCAAACAAUAUUUCAAGACUGGGCGGACAAAAACUCACAAUACGGAGUUAUUCCAACAAGUGAAAGAAAAAUUUGGGGAAGCCGGUAUCACGUGAUGUUGAUGUUUACGUUUUACUGCGCAUGCCCCAUUGACUAUUCUGUUUGAUUAUAGCGGCGCAUGUAGACCAGAGAUUGGCAUUGUUUUCGGAAAAGUCAGUUCGGAAAGAACUCCUCAUGUAGACGUGGCUUAGUGUAGGUGUUGCGUUAUAGUGUUGUGAAAUUCCCAUUGUGAGGCUAAUAAAAGCAUACCAUCAUAUCUUUUUCACUUUCGCCACCUGGCUGAACCCCUUGACACCACUGACUGUUAAACGCGAUGGCCCAUGCCGGGGUGGUCCUGGACAAGGACCAGUUGACCUGCUCGGUAUGUCUGGACGUCCUGAGGGAGCCGGUGACCAUCCCGUGCGGCCAUAGUUAUUGCUCAGACUGCAUCCGCAACUACUGGGACCAAGAUGACCAACUGGGGGUCUUUAUGUGCCCUCAAUGCAGGCAGAGCUUCAACCCGAGGCCGGCGCUCGCUCGGAGCACCUUGCUGGCCGACGUGGUAGAGAGAUUCAAGCGAAGCGGUUUCCAGGAAACCUCGGCGGCGGGCCAAAGCCUGGCGGAGGCGGACGACGUGGAGUGCGACGUGUGCCCCGUGAGGAAGAACAAGGCGGUCAGUUCGUGCCUGGUGUGUCUGGCCUCCUACUGCGACCUUCAUGUCCGGCCGCACUACGAGUCGGCGGUGUUCAAAAAGCACAAGCUGGUCUCGGCCUCCAAAAGGCUCCAGGAGAGCGUCUGUGGUCGACACGACAAGUUGCUGGAGGUCUACUGCCGUACGGAUAAGCAGUGCAUCUGCUCCAUGUGUCUGACAGACCAACACAAGGGCCAUGACACAGUGCUGGCAGAGGUGGAAAUACAACAACAACAGAGACAGCUUGGUGAGCUGAAGCUCAUCUCUCAGCAGAACAUCCAACAAAGAGAGAAGGAGGCUCAGGAGUUGAGACAAGCCAUCUUCUCUAUCAACCGAUCAGCCCGGCUGGCGACGGAGACCAGCCACUGUGUCUUCACCGAUCUGAUCCGCUCCAUUGAUCUGAAGCGUUUCGAAGUGCGCGAGCUGAUCAAAGCCCAGGAGAAGCUGGUGGUCAAUCAGGCCGACCAACUGCUGGAGAAGAUCCAGAAGGAGAUCACAGAACUGAAGAGGAGGGAAGCUGAGCUGGACAAGCUGGCGCUCACUGAGGACCACCUGUACUUUCUCCAGAGUUGUCAGUCCCUCCAAGCCAUGCCUGCGUCGCCAGCUUUACCUACCAUUGCCAUCAACCACAACCUGACCUUUGACCCGGCCACAAAAGCAGUGUGUGACUACAAAGAGUUGCUGCAGGAAGUCGGCCAGGGAGGAUUUGUCAGCAUUUAUGAGAAAGUGCGAGAUGUGGUCAUUAUGGAUUCUCCCGCCGUCCCUGCCCAGGCAGAAGUAACGCCAAUGGGAAAUGUCCAUUAUCCUGCUCAAAUGGAAGCAACAGUAUCUGCAGUGAACCCGUCACCGGACCUGGACCAAAGUCCUCUGAGCUCUUUCAACUCCGCUCCUCGACCUGCAGUGCCCACUUUUGUCUUCUCACCUUUUGGCUCCAAACUGACGCCUUCAAGGUCCAGGCAGAGGAAUCAGCGCCGCAGUCACCCCAGAAAGAAAUAAUAUUUGAAUGUGGACAUUGAUUAUAAUCAUGUUACAUACCACUUCUUCUCUUCCUCAACUUUACUUUUUAUUACGCCACAUCUGAACCACACUUUUAUUACCUUACAAGCCUGUGAGCCUGUUAGUGUUACACAUACACACACCAGUUACUAUUACUUUGGCAGUACUUUUGACAUUGAUAUUCAUUGCAGGACAGUGCAGCACUAGAAGCCAGACUCACCAGGGCUGUAUAUUUUAUGAAAAAUUGUAAAGGAUUAAUAAUACACAUGUAAUAUAUUAUUUGGGUUUGUAUCAUUAAAAAAAAUAUGUACAUAAUGUUUUCAUACAUUUAA